This is a messenger RNA of Klebsormidium nitens, 1923 nucleotides long. The record is from the annotation of a GenBank genome assembly. Lineage: Eukaryota; Viridiplantae; Streptophyta; Klebsormidiophyceae; Klebsormidiales; Klebsormidiaceae.
AGUGGAAACCUUGAAGUUUCAGGUACCUAGGUGAAGUCGCCCUGCUUGCUCGGACAUUUCCAAGGCUCGAGCUGGCUAGGGUGGGUCAAGGAUUGUCCACCUUUUAGGACAGGUGCAGCCUGUAGGGAAGGUUGAACACAGGGGCGGAGGGCAGCGGUGGUUCCUUCUGACAUCACAAGAGGCGUAUUAAAUCGAUUAGGUUGGAUUAGCUAUCAUCACAGACGAGCCUCGAGGGUGCCCAACAAACGCAGUGUCGUAGUGGGAGGAUUGGGGCGCUCUGCGACGUUGGACGAUCUGCUUGGGCACACAUGCAGAUAGACUCCGACAACUCUCGAGGGGGCCGCGGGCCCGUCUGGCGUGGAGGGGGGCGCUCCGCCGGUCGCAGCGGGGGCAGGAGCGGGGGUGGCACCGCAAAUGUCCCCUGCCGGUUCUUUCUGGAAGGGAAAUGCGAGCGGGGGGACGCCUGCAAUUUCUCGCACAACGUCGACCCAGGAGCAGUGGCCAAUGGACGGAAACGAAUCUCGGAACGGGGGCCGGCGGCGCACGACCCGCGGCCCGGGGCGUCAUUUGGCGGCGGUAGAAAUGGGUUGGGGCCGAGUGGCAGCGCCUUUGAUCGGUUAGGUGGUCAAAGUGGUCAAAGCCCGUUUGAUCGCCUAGGGGGAGGCGCUCCGCAGGCGCCGCCGGCGGCGGGGUCUGGGUACGGUGCUUAUGGAGGGGGGGGGAUGCAAAACGGGGGGCAAGGGGGCAGGGGCCAGCAGGCGCGGUUUGGGCGGCGAGGGGGGGGUGCCGGGAGGAGUGGGCCGCAGCAGCAGAAGCGGGGGGUGUGCCGGUAUUGGCUGGGCGGGUCGUGUAGAAACGGGGCGAAUUGCAACUUUUUGCACGUGCACGCGACAGCGCCGGACGUGGACCUUAUGACAGAGCUGAAAGGGCACGAAAAGGCGGUUCGGGCCAUUGCCUUGCCUGCGGGUUCAAGCGAAUUGUAUACCGGGAGUCAAGAUCAGUCUAUACGUGUAUGGGACUGUGAAACUGGGCAGUGUAAAAGCGUCGUGCCGAUGGGUGGGGAUGUGGGGGCCCUGCUGACAGAGGCCGGGUUCUUGUUUGUGGGUUUACCAAAUGAAAUUAAGGUCUGGAACAUGCAGAGCGCCCCUCCAGCCCAACACAGCCUCCCGGGUCACGUGGGUCAGGUCCAUUCGCUUGCGGUCGGAAACAACAUGCUCUUCAGUGGAGCCCAGGAUGGCACAAUACGCUGCUGGGUUCUCAACACUACCUCCCAAAACUUCGAGCACGUGGGCACACUCUCGGGCCACACCGCCCCCGUCGUCACGCUUCAAUGCGCCGCCAAUAAGCUAUACUCGGGGUCCAUGGAUAAGAGCAUCCGCGUAUGGGAUCUCACGGCGAACGGCGCGUGCAUACAAACGCUAACCGCGCACGAAAACGUGGUCAUGAGCCUCCUCUGCUGGGACCAGUAUUUGAUAAGCUGUUCCCUGGAUAACACGAUCCGGGUUUGGGGGCUUAACCCGGCGGGUCAACUGGAGAACACGUACACGUACCCGGAGGUCGAGGCGGGGGCUGUGCGGGCGGCGCAAACGCCACAAGAUGGAGCUUUGGCCCUCUGCGGUUCGUUGGACGAGGCGGGGAAGCCUAUUUUGGUGUGCGCGUACAACGACAAUUCGGUCCGACUCUACGACCUGCCCACGUUUCAAGAACGGGGCAUCCUCUACUCGAGUCGAGAAGUCAGGACUCUGUUAGCCGGGCCGAGCGGGUUGCUCUUUACAGGGGAUAGUGCGGGGCUGGUGAAAGUCUGGACUUGGAAGAAGGCUGCACCCAGUUGAUUAUUUUGAAAGCUACUUAGUGGAAAUAGCGACACUGACUAUAGUGUUCUGUCAUUCCGGAAUUGAAAGGUCCGAUCCGCCUGUGAACGUG